GGCCCCUGAGAAAGAUGACCAUUGGAAUGUUUCUUGCAGCUUUUGCAUUUGUUGCUGCUGCUUUGGUGCAAAUUCAAAUUGAUAAAACACUUCCAAUCUUCCCUGCUGCUGAUCAAAGUCAAAUUAAAGUCAUCAACGUUGGUCAUUUGUCUGUCAAUGUAACACUAAAUGGAGUUUCCAACUCCUACUCACUGAACCCAUCAGAGGCAACUGACUAUGCUAUUGUUCCGACAAGUAACAUAAAAGGUGUUUGCGUUUCCUAUGGAGGCAGGAAUGAAACAUUUCAUCCCGAAAUUCGGAAUGGAACACGUCUCACGCUCCUAAUAACAAACUUUCCAAACCCUGACGUGAUAUUGCUUGAUGAUUAUGAACAGAAACCAGAAGAAGGAAAAAAUGCAAUCAGAUUUGCAACAGCACUUUCAUAUGUUUCCAACAUCACAAUGGAUGGUACAGAUUUUGGAGAUUUGAAUGGAUUAUCAGCAACAAACUACUCAUUGUUUACUAAAGGAACGAAAAGAAUCUCAUACAUCAUUGAUGGAAUAAAAUGUAAACAAACAUCAAAGGAAUUUGGUUUUGGAAGCGCUUUCACAAUCAUCAUUAAUGAAACAUGUCACAGAGAUAAUUUUAAACUAAAUUACAUUGAAGAAAUCAAACCAAACACUGUCCACAUGGCAUGGCAGAUUCCCCAAUACCUUCUCAUCACAAGUGGUGAAGUGGUUUUCUCCGUCACUGGUCUAGCGUUCUCCUACUCACAGGCACCUUCCAACAUGAAAUCAGUACUCCAGGCUGGUUGGUUGUUGACUAAUGCAAUUGGUAACAUUGUCGUGUUAAUAGUAGCAGAAGCUUCGACUAUUCAGGAACAGUGGGCUGAGUAUAUCUUAUUUGCUGCAUUAUUGAUAGCUGUCUGCAUGAUAUUCGCUUUCAUGGCCUAUUUCUACACUUAUGUGGAUCCAGCUCAAGUAGAAGAAGAAAUAACAAAGAAGAAAGCUGAGGAUCUAGGGAAAACGUCUAAUUAUUAGAAUGGAACAAUUCCUAUGGCUCAAUCAAACCUCUGAAAUGGAGCAAACAGAAUGUAUUGUAAAGUAUAGCCAGACAUAAUUUAAGUGCAAAUGGACAUUAUGGCCUGAGAACAACUGGCCUUCAGUCAGCCUGUCUCUGCAAGAGAUAUAAAUAACACGACAACUUGCCUUGAUUUCCUGGUAAUUGUGUUAGAAUUCUCUCACAGUGGGCACUUUUUCCCAAAUGCUUUCAAAUAGUGCUUCAGUGUUAUUUCUAAAGGCUGAAAACAAAUAGUGGACUGAAAUGUCCAUUGCAAUUCCCCAUGUUCUUUCAUGUUACUCCAUGUUUGAUAGGCUGUAAAUCUGAACAUCAAAUGCUAACCAUUUUAUAUGAGAAACAUGUACAAUUCUAAUCUUUUUAGACAAGAUGCUGUAAUAUUCCAGAAAAUAUUUGUUCAUUCCGAAUAUUUUUGCACAAUCUUUAAAUAUCAAAAAAAAGAGGCCAGCUGAUCAGCAAUUUCUAAAAGUAUUUUAAUAUGACCUUACUUUUGUUCUUUUUAAACGGAAUGUCAGCCAGUGAAGCAGAGUUUGCCAAAAUAAAUAGCAGUUCAGAAGGGAUUCUAUUAGCAGCAGUCAGAGUUCUCAGAGAAGAAAGGAUGGGAGGAAUGCAUUUUAAGGAAUCAUGAAUAUUGAAA
Molecule: messenger RNA, 1693 nt
Organism: Rhincodon typus (whale shark)
Lineage: Eukaryota; Metazoa; Chordata; Chondrichthyes; Orectolobiformes; Rhincodontidae
Product: solute carrier family 15 member 1-like
Exons: 9
Coding region: 15-1019 (334 amino acids)
Biological process (GO): transmembrane transport
Cellular component (GO): membrane
Molecular function (GO): dipeptide transmembrane transporter activity
Source: RefSeq, a predicted model, not a curated record